AUGUUAACUCUACAACAGAGUAUUCAAGGAAUCAGCAAGAUCACAGAAGGAUACAACCCAGCAACAUGGAUGCUUGAAGUCUCAACCACUUCUCAAGAAGCUGCUUUAGGAGUUGACUUCGCCCAACUCUACAAAAACUCAGACCUUUAUAAGUACGAGAAACAAAGAGCUUAUCAAGGAGCUAAGCCAACCAGCUCCAGGAUCAAAACUCAAAAGAUCUGUAUUUCCCAAAUGUACGGAUCGUUUUUGACUUUCACCUUCUACGGUAUGAUGGCUGUGGCCAUGACGCCUAAUCACCACAUGGCCUCCGUCGUCUUCUCCGCUUUCUACGGCAUCUGGAAUCUCUUUUCCGGCUUUCUCCUCCCUCGUCCUUUCGGUGAUAUUACGCAACCAAUGGCAGAUGGUACGAGUGUAAAGCAGUUUAGUAGAGACUUGAUCUAUGGAUUCAGAGAAGGUUUCUUGGGAGUUGUGGCCGCCAUGAACGUCAUCUUCCCGUUGGCAUUUGCUAUCAUCUUUGCUGUUGGAAUCAAGACUUUCAAUUUCCAAAAGCGAUGA
Molecule: messenger RNA, 555 nt
Organism: Brassica napus (rape)
Lineage: Eukaryota; Viridiplantae; Streptophyta; Magnoliopsida; Brassicales; Brassicaceae
Product: ABC transporter G family member 40-like
Exons: 3
Coding region: 1-555 (184 amino acids)
Cellular component (GO): membrane
Molecular function (GO): ABC-type transporter activity
Source: RefSeq, a predicted model, not a curated record